AUGCCGGAUAUUAUGCAUGCAGUAAGUCUUAUUAGUAGAUACAUGAAAAAUCGAAGGGAGAUAUAUCUUCUAACUACCAAAAGGAUUCUUCGAUACUUGCAGGGAACCAUUGAAUAUGGAUUGUUCUACAAGAAUGAUGAAAAAUCAAAUUUAUUUGGUUUUACUGAUAAUGACCAUGCAGACAAUCUUGAUGAUAGAAAGAGCACAAUUUGGCUGAAAGCAUCAGCAUAUGCAAUCGUAAACCGUAAAAAUCUCGUGGGCAUCGAUUGCCAGAAUCUCAUCUCAUCAGAUCCUCAUGCACUUGUGCCUAUCUUUGAGUACAAGGUAUACGGAACCAGCCAGCUUCCUGACUUCUCUGGUCUUCCAUCUCCUCGACCUUUUACCACUCAUGUUCCAUAUUCACUGUUGCCAGAAUCCAUCGAGAGCAGCAAGUGUCGAGUUGUCUAUAUUUGCCAUAAUCCAGGAGAUAAUUUUGUCUCCUUGUGGCGAAUGCAAGAAAAAUUAGGCCUAAAUUGCUUGAAGACGCAUUUGACAUGUAUUGCAAAGGAGUCAUGGCAUGUGGUCCAUACUGGAAGCAUGUGCUGGGAUACCGGAAACAAAGCUUAG
Coffea arabica (coffee) is the source of this 606-nucleotide messenger RNA. NCBI's taxonomy places the organism in Eukaryota, Viridiplantae, Streptophyta, Magnoliopsida, Gentianales, Rubiaceae. The record is from RefSeq and is a predicted model, not a curated record.